Sceloporus undulatus (fence lizard) is the source of this 6352-nucleotide messenger RNA. RefSeq names its product dystrophin related protein 2 (gene DRP2). The coding region runs from base 299 to 3139 and encodes 946 amino acids. The transcript is spliced from 25 exons. Gene Ontology annotation, cellular component: plasma membrane. Gene Ontology annotation, molecular function: protein binding; zinc ion binding. Gene Ontology annotation, biological process: synaptic signaling. Lineage: Eukaryota; Metazoa; Chordata; Lepidosauria; Squamata; Phrynosomatidae. The record is from RefSeq and is a predicted model, not a curated record.
CUCUGCUCGGAGGCUCCUUCUCUGCGCGGGCGCCUGGCCUCCUUCCUCCCUUCCUUCCCUUUCCCUGCCUCUCCCUUCCCUCCUCCGCUUCUUUUCUCAGCCCGAUCCCGACCCAAGGGAUCUCCUGGAUCUCCUCCACCGGAUCCCCAGCAAGAGAUGGGGAUGUGAUCGCCUCCCCAGCCUCAGCCAAAGCAGGGAUCUGCUCCUUUCCCGUUGAUCCAGGAGAGAAAGAGGAGGGAAGGCAAAACCCAGUUUCCAGUGUACAAAACUGCAGCUGUCCUCAUGAGUGUCUGUUCUAAUGCAGCCAAUGGUCAUGCAGGGAUGCUCUUUCACCCUCCCCAGAUGUCAUGAGUGGCAUGCCACAGGCCCAACCCGUCGCAAUAGCACCUCCCAUACGCAGUCUCAGGUUAAAACACCUCAGGAUGCCUCUGCACCAGCCGGUGUGAGCCAAAAACCUCCAAACGGUGCCAUUGGGCCACAGAUGCCUCUGGAGAUGAAUCUUUGCUGGAAUGAGAUUAAAAAGAAAUCACACAACCUUCGGGCACGCCUGGAGGCCUUCUCAGACCACAGUGGCAAACUACAGAUUCCCCUCCAGGAGAUCAUAGACUGGCUCAGUCAGAAAGAUGAGGAGCUCUCUGCCCAGCUGCCACUCCGUGGGGAUGUCCUCCUGGUGCAGCAAGAGAAGGAGAGGCAUACGGCAUUCAUGGAAGAAGUGAAGUCCCGGGGCCCAUACAUUUACUCAGUUUUGGAAUCAGCUCAAGCCUUCCUUACUCAGCACCCAUUUGAAGAAGUGGAAGACUCAAAUUCUGACAGCAAAGAUGUCUCCCCAAGGCACCGGAUCCAGAACAUCAGCCGUUUUGUGUGGAAACAGGCCACUGUGGCCAGUGAGUUGUGGGAAAAACUCACUGCCCGCUGUGUUGACCAGCACCGUCACAUUGAGAGGACCCUUGAGCAGUUGCUGGAGAUCAAAGGGACCAUGGAGGAGCUCAGCACCACCCUCAACCAAGCUGAAAGUGUGCGAGAGACAUGGGAACCCAUUGGAGAUCUCUUCAUUGACUCUUUGCCAGAGCACAUCCAGGCCACCAAGUUGUUCAAAGAGGAGCUCUCACCUAUGAAGGAUGGUGUGAAGCUGGUGAAUGAUCUUGCCCAUCAGCUUGCAAUCUCAGAUGUUCACCUGUCCAUGGAGAAUUCCCGUGCCCUGGAGCAGAUCAACACACGAUGGAAACAGCUGCAGGUCUCCAUCAAUGACCGGCUGAAGCACCUUCAGGAUGCCCAUCGGGAUUUUGGGCCAGGAUCACAGCACUUUCUCUCAUCCUCAGUCCAGGUCCCCUGGGAACGAGCAAUUUCUCCCAACAAAGUUCCAUACUACAUCAACCACCAGGCACAGACAACGUGCUGGGACCAUCCCAAGAUGACUGAAUUAUACCAGACACUGGCUGAGCUGAACAAUAUCAAAUUUUCAGCUUAUCGGACAGCCAUGAAGUUGCGUCGUGUGCAGAAAGCCUUGCGAUUGGACAUGGUAACGCUGCCAACAGCCUUAGAAGUCUUCAAUGAACAUGAGCUGCAGCCUAGUGACCAUGUGAUGGACGUGGUGGAGGUGAUCCAUUGCCUGACUGCCCUCUAUGAACGCCUUGAGGAAGAAAGAGGCAUUCUAGUCAAUGUCCCUCUCUGCGUUGAUAUGACCCUGAAUUGGUUGCUCAAUGUUUUUGACAGCGGACGCAGUGGGAAGAUGCGGGCACUCUCCUUCAAGUCGGGCAUCGUGUGUUUGUGUGGCACGGAGGUGAAGGAAAAAUUCCAAUAUCUCUUCAACCAAGUGGCAAACACUGGUGGCCUCUGUGACCAGCGCCACCUUGGCAUCUUACUCCAUGAGGCCAUCCAGGUCCCACGGCAAUUGGGUGAAGUGGCAGCCUUUGGUGGGAGCAACGUGGAGCCUAGCGUCCGCAGCUGCUUUCGCUUUGGAAAUGGAAAACCAGCAAUAGAGGCAGUCCAGUUUUUGGAGUGGGCUAAUCUGGAGCCACAGUCAAUGGUAUGGCUAGCAGUCCUGCACCGGGUGACCAUUGCCGAACAAGUAAAACAUCAGACUAAGUGUUCCGUCUGCCGGCAAUGUCCGAUCAAAGGUUUCAGAUACCGAAGCCUGAAGCAAUUCAAUGUGGACAUCUGCCAGACCUGUUUCUUGACAGGGCGAGCCAGCAAAGGCAACAAGCUACAUUAUCCCAUUAUGGAGUACUACACCCCAACCACCUCCAGUGAAAACAUGAGGGACUUUGCCACCACCCUAAAAAACAAGUUCCGGUCAAAGCAGUAUUUCAGCAAGCAUCCUCAGAGAGGCUACCUGCCAGUCCAGUCUGUGCUGGAGGCAGACUUCAUCGAAACGCCAGCUUCCUCCCCGAUGUUACCUCACGCUGACACUCACUCUCGGAUUGAACACUUUGCCAGCAGGCUUGCAGAGAUGGAAAGCCAAAAUUCCUCCUUUUAUAAUGACAGCCUUUCUCCAGAUGACAGCCUGGAUGAAGACCAGUAUCUUUUACGCCAUUCCAGCCCCAUCACAGACAGAGAACCCAUCUGCAACCAACAGGCCCAAGACGGCACUAACGCUGACGAUAAAGGGGAACUGGAGAAAAUCUUAGCACACUUAGAGGAUGAAAACAGGGUUCUUCAAGGAGAGCUGAAGCGUCUGAAGUGGCAGCAUGAGGAGGCAGCAGCAUCUGCAGAAAUAACUCCAGAAGCAGCACAGGAUCCACACAAUGAAGAGCUGCUGGCUGAAGCUCGGAUUCUUCGACAACACAAGAGCCGUCUGGAAACACGGAUGCAAAUCCUGGAGGACCACAACAAGCAGUUAGAAUCUCAGCUACAGCGCUUGAGAGAGCUCCUGCUGCAACCACAAGCAGAUUCCAAAGGAGAUGGCUCUGCAGCUUCAUCUUUGGCUUCUUCUCCCCAUCCAUCAGAGGAGAGUCAGCUCAAGGAGAAAGACACAGACACACCAAACACAGAAACUGCAGACGAAGUGGAAGUGGGUACUCAGGACGUCAGUCUAUGUCUGGAGGAUAUCAUGGAGAAGCUAAGGAAUGCUUUCCCCAACUCUGGAGGAAAAAGACCACAUCCCUUGGCCUUCCUGAAGAAGUCUCUCAAGUUCUCCUAGAUGCUUUUCAGAUCUAAGAAUGGGCAGCAGCUGAUCCAAAUUCCCUUAUCUAACCCCUCCGGCAAGCAAGAGGCUUUGUCUAACAAGUUAUUGGGCAGUUGCUUCUCUCACGUCCGCCUUUCCCUGUGAGGUGGGCUUCACUCAGCUCCUUAAGAAAGCAUCAUUGGCAGAAGGUUACCGGAAUGCUCCCAGGCAUCCAGCAGAGCACUCAGUAACUCCAAGUGGCCCUUCUGAGGGGCAGCCCAGGGGCAGCCCAAAGCCACUGGAAGUCUGAACGAAGUCAAAACCUGGUGCUGUUAUAGGCCUGGAUUCAAGAAAUGCAAAAAGGAUGAGAUCAGAUGCACAUGGAGAUGUUGUUCUACGCAACGGUCACAAAUAGCGUUUUCCCAUCUACAGUUUGUGAGCGAUUGCCUUUUCUGGGUCUGGUUUUUGGGUUGAGACAGAAAGUGACCUAUAGAGGAUUUGUCCCAUGUGAACUCCUUCAGACAGUGGUCUAUGGUGACAGAGACAGGAAUGGUCCUACUGUAACUGGCUGACAGGCAAACAUCUUCAAGAAAGAAGCUAACGUGUUUUUAACGAAAAAGGAACAGAAUAUUUUGUGUUGAGUUGGAUAUGGUAUGAAAGGAACUCACAAACAUCCGCGUGCCUCUGCAUCUACUAAGCCAGCCAACGGGGACCGGCAAAACAACUCCAAGAAAAUCCCACAGGAAUGGAAAAGGAGGGAAGGAACAGGCUUGGAAACCAAAAGGUUUCAAUGGAAAAAGCAGCCUUAAAGGAGAGAAGCUUUAUAACAGAGAGCCUUACCAUUUUAAUUUGCAUAUAUGGAUUAUAUAUACUGUAUUUAAGUGCUGUUAUGGACUCCCUCAUGCAUUAAAUUCUAAUUCCUUGUUAUGUGUUUAUUUUGGCUUUGCUGUUUUAAUCUGUUCUGCACCCUGGAUUCUGUUUCUCUUUAAAAAGACAAAAAAGUCAUUCUACCGCUCCCCCUUUUCACCAAAGAGUCUUGGUUAUUAUUUUUCCAUUUUAGAAUAUCAAUUAUUUCCAUCCAAGUGGCCUCUGGAAAACAGGGCAAUGGUGGGGAGUUGAGAUUCUGACUUUCUCAUGCCCCCAUGCCCCCAAAGGUUAUUUACAUGGGGCAUAAUGAUUCAUGAUUCAUUUAUGACAAAUUUAUGAAGAUAUGGAUGGUAGUUAUCUUGCAUUCUCAUUCACAGUGCCAUAAACUACAUGGCAUGGUGUAUAUCAAACAGGUUAAAUGAUAACUGAGAUAAACACAAUCCAGAUGUUUUCAGCUGUAGGUGCACCUGAAAGCCUAGUGGUCCAGUGCUUUUGGCAAAGAACCACCUCACUCCAACAUGGGUCUCUCCUUCCAAGCUUUGUAAAGCAUUCCAGCACUACAGCGUCUCACACUGGAAAUCAAGUCUUCUGCUGUCUGAUCCACAACAAUUGGGCUACAUCCAUUUUGAAUUUUAUCAGGCUUUUGGAAACUCAAUCCAUGUUCCAGUGGAACCACAGCAGCUUAACUUUCAACCAUUCAGCCUAGCUGAAAUCCCAACAGAGAGGAUCAGCUCAAUCUAUGUUCUUUCUUGCUGAAGAAAUACUUCAGUCUUUCCAAAUAGUUGCAGUUUGCCUGAACAGAGAUAAAGCAACAGGGAACUGAUCAUUUUUUGUUGGUGUAACAAUCUCAUAGCUAUGGUCAGCUUUGGUCCCAUUUCUUCAGCUAAGAGGAAAGCAUGGAAUGCAAAGGGGAACAUGGGCUAGUCUCAUAAGAAAAAGGCAGUUCAUAAUAAAGUAUUCAUUCAAGUAUCUUAAGGUUGGUCAGUAUGCUGUAAAGCAAGUAUCUGUGAUUGUGGAGUAAAGGUGCUAGACAUUAACAAGCCCCUGAGAGUCAGUUGUAAGAUAAUGCUGUGAAGCAAAAGCAGAUUGUAGAAGCAGUCAAGUGUAUUUCAAGCUCUAAGUGUUGUUUAAUGUAGUGUUGUGCAUUGUGUUUGUCACAAGUUGUGUUUGGCAUUGCAUAACUUGCAGAGUACAUGGUGAAGGACUGCCAAUUUGAUUUUUUUUUUAAUUGUAUAAACUUGAAGAUGGCUCUUCAGUCCUGUAGACUGAAACCCCUUUAAAAAUUCAAAGAUAUAUAGUGGGUUUUGUCCUAUUCGUGGUGCCAUGGGUCAUGAUGUGGCUUGCUAGCCCUCUAUAACAACAUUGUGGCUUGUCAGGAAUGUUACAUAUGUUGAAAGUCCUGUAGGUUGUGAAGGUUCUUGCAGUACGUUGUAAGUUGUGUGUAGGUUGUGUUCUUAGGCUGCUUCAGUGUGUUGGAUGUUGAGCAUCAUGUAGGCUCCCAUGAGGGUCAGAAAAUUAAAUGGAGUGGGCUGGUUGGUGUCAUAGUAGCUGUAAAUGAAUUGGACUUCUUAGGCUGUCAAGAAUAAGGAAUGUGGUGUAUUAGUUAUGGGAGGCAUGACAAAGACCAUUCUGUUAAGAAUUCUGUAAUGGUGAACCUUUUAACGUGAGCCAAGAAUGUUCUCAGUGGGCACAUGCCAGUUCUUCCUGCCAAGGAAUUCCCCUCUUCAUACUGAUGUCUGAGCCUUAAAAAAGAGCCUGCUGGGUUCACUGUUGUAAUUAUUUCUCAACUGUAUUUUUAAAAACCAAACAUAUGUUAUCUUGGUUAUGUUCAUCGAGAAUGAAAUUGCACAUUGGAAUUGAGCAGUAUUUACAGUUAACAAUGGGCCUAGUGGCUGCAUGAGGAAAGCUAAAGACUGACUUCUUUGCCUUAGCAUAUUCUGUAAACUAUAUAUGCUCUUUUCUUGGGUGCUAGUGCACUGUAGGGUGAGUACAUACUUGAUUCUCCAUAAAUGGCAUGUGAAUUAAAUACUAAGUAAUCAGCAGCAGAACAUCAGAACACAUACAGUGGAUAAAUGCAAUAGACUAACAAGUGUUUUUAUUGUUAGCACUUGUAUUCAAAGAGCGUGGUCUGUGACAUUCCCAUUGUGUUAAUCACACUUUAGAGCCGUGAUGAUUUCACUUCAAAAUCCUCAGGCUCUCUUCCCAAGCAGACUCCUUCAAGACACCCACUUCCUCCAAAAUCUCCAAGGCUGCUACUUUAACAAUGGGCAUUUUUAGUUUUUAGGCUCUCACCCUUCUAAAACACUGGUAUAGUGACCAGGUAGUAGAUAUGGUUGUGUUAAACCAAUAAAGAUAAUUUUAUUAAAUACAGCAUAAGAUGUU